Molecule: messenger RNA, 2787 nt
Organism: Drosophila santomea
Lineage: Eukaryota; Metazoa; Arthropoda; Insecta; Diptera; Drosophilidae
Product: ubiquitin-like-specific protease 2
Exons: 2
Coding region: 158-2251 (697 amino acids)
Biological process (GO): protein desumoylation
Cellular component (GO): nucleus; cytoplasm
Molecular function (GO): SUMO-specific endopeptidase activity
Source: RefSeq, a predicted model, not a curated record
UAACAACUCGCACAGAUGUUUUGGAUACAGCACUUGGGACGCCGUUUACAAAACUUUAAAACGGAAAGAAACCAAAUAUUACGCUAGACAAAAAACGCGAAAAAUCAAACAGUUUCAGAUGUGCCCAUAAUGUUCAUAUGUUGAAGCCGACUCCAAAAUGAAUCGCAGUGGGCCAGUUUCGGAGGAGAAAGCCGUACGUCGAAUUGCCCUCAAUGACUAUAUAAUCCUGUCCCGCCAAUUGCUGAUCAAUCGCAAAGCGAGCCGGGAUCAGGACAAACGUAGUGCCAAGAUGCUGGUGGUCCUGGCCAGUGGUCAGCAGCAGAUCAUCACGUUCACGCUGCCCAGCUCCUCAUGUACGGUGCAGGAUCUGCUCCGGCAGAUGGGCGUUAAGUUCGAUGAUAGCACCACAAUUGAUUGCAUGGAGAAUGCCGGUGGCAGUAUCCAUGUGGUCGUCUCUGUGGGCAUCGAUAUCAGUGCCACCGAUCCCCAGAUGGUUGCCCAGGCGGAGGAGUUCUACAGGGAGAUGCAUCAGUCCAAAACCGCUGCUGGCAAGGAGACAUCCGCUCCUGCGGCUGGAAAACCAACAGCUACGGCGGUUGCCAGCAAUCCUACCAAGAGCAAGAAACACAAGAAGAGUCGUUCCGCAGCGGGGGACACCAACACCGCCCGUGAUGUGAUGUCGUCGGCGGACCAAGAGGCCAAUGCGCGGCGCAGCAAGAAACGCAAGAAGUGUCAUUCUGCGGAGGACAACAAUGGUUAUCAAGCUGCAGUUGCUCCUGACAACAAUGGUUUAGCCAGCAAGAAGCCGGGGAAUCGCCACUCUGCGAGCGAAAUCCCAACUCCUGCAAAGAAGAGCAACGGUUUCCCGGCCAUUCAAUCAGCUGGAGAUGCAAUCCAGUCGAAUGAUCAAGUGGCAAAUGCCACUGCUCGCAAGAAAUCGGAGGAGACAGCUGGUGGUACGCAGUCACGAGCGCCAACAAAUGUGGCAUCCAAAGGCUUGCCAGCUAAGCCCACGCCGGAGGAACGCGCAGAGCAGAGUCGCCUGCGCAGGAAUCGCAAGUGGAUACUGAGCCGGGACUUUGAUGACGAGGAUGUGGUGCUGCUGAGCAGCGAGGAUGAGGAAACAAACGCCGCCGGCGAUGGCCAAGCGGAGGAGGCCAAGCCAGAUGGCGGCGGACAAUCAGCGGAGCGACGACUCUCUGCCGACGAGAAUCUGCAUCUGUUUAAGUAUCCGCCCACCGGCACCGGUGGCCUGAGCAUCAGCAUGAAGGACUACAUGUGCCUCAGUAGCGGCACAUAUCUGAACGAUGUCAUCAUUGAUUUCUAUUUGUGCUGGCUUAAGAAUAACAUCAUACCGGAGGGUCAGCGCGAUCGGACGCACAUCUUUAGCAUAUUCUUUCACAAGCGAUUGAACACGGUGACGCUGCCCAACAAAGUUCGGCAGACGGCGGCCCAGAAGCGGCACAAAGUGGUGCAAAGAUGGACACGAACCGUGAAUAUAUUCGACAAGGACUUCAUCAUCAUACCAUUCAACGACCAGGCCCAUUGGAUACUGGCCAUCAUAUGUUUUCCCAGCCUGCGAGGUCCAGUGGCAUACAAUGAUGCUGAGUCGUCCAACCGGAGCGAUGACAUUCCAAUCAAACAGCCUGUAAUACUCAUCUUCGACUCGUAUCCGGUCUACUCACGACAGCGUGCGAUUGAUAUACUGCGGGAUUACCUCACGUGCGAGUACCAGGCAAAGAAUCCAAAUGCGCAGGCGCAUAUCUUCACCAAGGACAACAUGCCCGCUCAUCGAGUGGAGGUGCCGCAGCAGGAGAAUCUCACCGAUUGCGGCCUCUAUCUGCUGCAGUAUGUGGAGCAAUUCUUCACCACACCCAUCAGAGACUAUAGACUGCCCAUUAGGGAGCUGAGAAAUUGGUUCGAUCCACUGACGGUGACCAAGAAGCGCGAGGAUAUCGCCAAACUCAUCCAGCAUCUGAUGGAUGAGGGCAAUCAGCAGCAGCAGCAGCAGCAGCCGAGCAAAAUGCUGCCCGUCAUCAAGUUUCCCACACUGAAUGGCCAACUGGUGAUGGAGGAGGAUGACGAGGACAAGGAUAGCGAUAGCAAGGAGGAGGAGGAUCCAGCCUAUGCAAGCAGGAAAUCGGAUGAUGAGGAUGAUGAGGAUGAAGAUGAGGAGCAAACGAAGCAGGAAGAUUCAAAAGUUAGGCAACCGGCGAAAAGAAGGAAUACGACUGAUGCAACACACAAUUAAAACCCACUUGUGCUGUUGUUCUGGAAUGUAGUUGCCACGGGAUAAGAAAUGAUUUGUAUAGAAGAACUGAACAUGGCCACUUGUUGGACCACCAGGAGGAGCAAGUGGCCACCAACAUUAUACAUUUCGUGCCCGAAAGUCAGGAAAACUGUGGGGAAAGUCACCAAAAAGAGCAGUACGCCCAAAAAAAGACGUUAAAGAGGCUAACCAAGAAAGAGAUCACCAUCCUGUUGAUGAUUCCAUGAUUCCUAUUGAUGAAAAGGGUCAAAAGAACUAAAGUCAGUUAGCAGAAACUUAAAAAAGAUAUAUGAAUAUGAGAGAAAUGAUCUUUUAAAGAAUAGAAGCACAGUAAAUUUUAGAUGUAGGAGCAUUUCAAACACAAAAACAGUCAGUUGCAUGUUAAUAUAGCUUUAUAGAUUGCCAAAAAUGAAUCCUACUUAUACGUAAGCUACCCCGCAGUGGCGUUCAUCAGCCAUUCAUCAGCUAUUCAUCAGCUGUUUGCAAGGACAAAGUCAAAAUGGUGCAACUGCAGGGUA